This is a messenger RNA of Lolium perenne, 2173 nucleotides long. RefSeq lists its product as uncharacterized. The record is from RefSeq and is a predicted model, not a curated record. NCBI's taxonomy places the organism in Eukaryota, Viridiplantae, Streptophyta, Magnoliopsida, Poales, Poaceae.
GUCAUUUUGAAAUUAAUUUUUGGUUUUUGGCCGCGUGCGUUUCUUUUCCCGUUAGUUUCUUUUUGGUGCUGGUCGAGAUAGGAGAGGGGUCUGGGGUCGAAGACAGGGGCGGCGCCUCCCGUCGCCAUCCAUCCUCCUCCCGUCGCCAGCCAUCUUCGCCGGAUGUCCAGGGACGGCGGAGGCAGGUCGAGAACCAGGGACGGCGGAGGCAGGAGGUUUCGCCGGCGGAGAUUUUGUCAUGAUGUAGCUGACCAUGGAAAGUAUUAUUCUGAUGAUGGGGACAUUGAAGGGGACAGUGUGUAUAGCGACAGUGAUGGUUUGGAAUAUAGACCAAGAGACACUAUCUUAGAUGAUGCAUUAUUUGGGUUCUUCAGGAAACAAGCUGUUAAAUCAUUGAAGAGAAAUUUCUCAGAUUUUUGCAUGGAUGGUUCAGCAAGAAUGAAGGCUAAGCCGAACACACAUGAUGGUGUCAGUAGGAAUGUGUUCAGCAGAUACUCAAUAAAGUAUUAUGUUGAAGUAAUAAGGAAGUUGACUGUAGAACAGAGAUCUGUUAUUGAAAAGUUUGGUUUUGGAUGCUUGUUACUUCUUGAUUUGCAUGACAUCCCAUCACAGUUCGCUAGGUGGGUUGCUGAUUGUGUGGACCCUGUUUGCUCUCAGAUCACAGUGUGUUACAAACACAUUGACAUAUCGAAGAGUACUGUCCAUCUGAUUCUUGGCCUGCCAAAAGAUGGGUUAGAGGUUCCUUGUAACAGCGACGAAGGCAAGGACUUUAUCUUGAGUCAUUUUCACUUGUCUGAAAUGCCUUAUAUCACUUUCUUCGGCAACAAAUUAUGCGGGUCUGAAGUAUUAAGUGAGCAUGAUAUUUUUGUGUGCUUCAUGGUGGUUGCCAUAUCUUGCUUCUUAUGCCCUAAUCUCAGAGAAUAUCCGAACAACAAGUAUCUGUCAGUUCUUAGAUUUCCAGAGGCAGCAAGACAAUAUGACUUCAGCAAGCUUGUGUAUGAGUGUUGUCUUGAAAGCAUCAGUGAGUUUAGCAUGUUGGGGAAAUUAAAAGGAAGGAGACUGAGGGCACCCGUUUGUUGCAACUACGUUCUAGUGGUCCACUACCUUGAUUGCUUCGAUUUUGGGAGGAAAAAUGUUGAGCAGACAACCCCUAGGAUAAAGGUUUGGAAGGGAAGUAUGAUUAGAGUAUUCUCAGAGUUAGAUCGGAAAAGACGACAUUGUUUUGGGAAGAGACACUUGAAAGAAGUAUUGGCGACCUGCCGUGCACAGGGUGUGUUCUCUUCUGAUGUAAAUCACCGAAAGACCCAGUCCCCUAUUUUUGAUCCUGUAUCAUUUAAGUUCAGGGAUAAUGUCCAGAAUAGAUUUGUUAGCAAUUUGCGGCCUGAUGUUAUAGAUGGGAUACUGAAUACUAUUGAAAAUUUUGUUUCAAACAAGUCUUCCACCAAACCCAAGAUUGAAGUUCUAGUCACCAAUGUACUGGAUUUUCUCUCCAAUUCAAGGACCACUCCUAGCUCUGUUGACAAAGUGCCGUGGAGGCGAAGCAACUAAUGUAGCGGAUCCAUCUACAAACUUAUGCGACAAUGCCAAGUCAAUGCCAUUAAAGCGUCAAUCCGAUCAAAUUAUUCAACAACACCCAAAUGGCAUCACUGAUCCAGUUACUCCGGAGUGCUUGAUAACUAAAGUUGUGGAGAUGAAUAGUUUUAGGACAGCCCCUGCAAUGAAGCCGUUAAUAAAAGUGAAGGCUAGGAUAUGCCACUUAUUAUCAGCAGAAGAUGAAGCAAAGAUUUUUAGUCAGCAACCACGCUCGCCUGUCGCACACAUAAAUCUGCCCGAUUCACCAUGCUCACAGGUUUGUGUUUUCUUUUCUAUUAGCCACACACACAUUUGGGACAUUUGAUACAGGUUUGUGUUUUCUUUUUAUUUUCAAGUGCGUCAUGUAUAUAUCGUGCCUCAGUUUUGUUGUGAGGUUCACCUGUAGUUGAUUCAGUCAGUAUCACUUUAGUUUGAGGGAAUUUUUUGGUAACCGGCAAUGUAUAGCUCAGUGAUGCUAAGAGUACCUCUUCCACUCAAUCGAUUAAUUUCUUAGCACUAGUAGUCCCUGCUCAUUUCCUGUAAGGAAAUACUAUUGUGCUAAUUCACAUUAUCAUAUCCUUUUGGCUAAUUAGUUCCUUUU